AUGGUGCCUUCACUAGACAAAGAGUUCUUGUACUCCGGCGUGCCCGUUGGAAUAGCCACAGGUGCAGGGACGUGUGGUGAGGCAGUGUCCUACACCUUGAAGAUUGAGGGGAGGCCUUACACCAUCCACCUGCAGCAGCAUGCCUUUUUAUCUGAUGAUUUCCACACUUAUGUGUCCAGUGAGCAGGGAUCUUUGCACUCUGAUUCUGCCCACACUGAGGGAGGCUGCCACUACUGGGGCUACAUCGAUGGCUUCCCCAGCUCAGCAGUGACCCUCAACACCUGCUCGGGGCUCAGGGGUUUGCUGCAGUUUGAGAACGUGAGCUACGGGAUCCAGCCCCUGGACUACUCCCCUGCCUUCCAGCACGUCCUGUACAGAGUGGGUGAGGAGCAGAUGGCAGCAGCCCCCCCUGCCCACAGCCCCCCCAAGGCAGGGCAGGGUGGGCUGGCAGCCAUGGACAUGCUGGACGAGGCCCCCAGGGAUGACAAGCCCCUCUCGGCCGCUUUACAAUCUCCCAAAUUCCUCACAGUAUACGUGCUUUUGGACAAGGCUUUGUACACCUAUAUGGGAUCAGACCCGAAUGCUGCAACACAGAACAUAAUCCAGGCCUUCAAUUUAAUCAACAAUAUGUUUAAACCCCUUAAUGUCACCAUUGUGCUGUCCUCCCUGGAGCUGUGGGCAGAGGGGGAUAAAAUAUCAACAGCAGGGGACACAGAGGACCUUCUACAGCGAUUUUUACAGUGGAAACAGUUGUCUCUGGAGCCACAGGCACACAACAUUGCUUCUCUCUUAGGACAUUUCAGCGGGUCAAAAGCCUUCAGUAACUGCAGCAUCAGGGACUUUGAGAGCUUCCUGAAGCAGGGCAGAGGCGAGUGCCUUUUCAGCAGCCCCCGGCUGAGCCGCCUGCCCCGGCAGAGCAGCGCCGUCUGCGGCAACCGCGUGGUGGAGCCGGGCGAGCAGUGCGACUGCGGCACAGCCCAGGAAUGCCAGAAGGACAGAUGUUGCACUCCAACAUGUACACUGAGGCCAAGAGCAAGAUGUGCCUCUGGAUUAUGUUGUAGAAAUUGCCAGUUCAAGUGGAGGAACACGCUGUGCCGCCCGAUCGCCGAUGCCCAGUGUGACCUGCCCGAGUUCUGCAGCGGCUCCUCCGCCUCCUGCCCACCCGACCUGUACGUGCAGGAUGGGCAGGAGUGCGGCCGUGGCACCGGCUACUGCUACCAGGGACGCUGCCAGUCCCCAGACCUGCAGUGCAAGAGGCUCUAUGGGCAAGACUCAAAGAACGCUCCCACGAUGUGUUACGAGGAGAUCAACGGGCAGCGGGACAGGUUUGGGCACUGCGGCUUCCAGUCUAGACACAAGUACCGGCGCUGUGUUUGGAGGGAUCUCAGGUGUGGGAAGUUAAUCUGCACGUACCCAUCCCACAAGCCCUUCUUAGCACCUGCCACUGCCGUGAUGUAUGCCCGGGUGAGACAUCAUAUCUGUGUGACUCUGAACUACCUGAACGUGUCCAUAUGGCUGGAUCCCCUUCUGGUUGCUCCAGGGACAAAGUGUGGCUCUGGAAGGGUGUGUAUGAACAACACAUGCCACCCACUCUCGGUGCUGCGACAGACCUGUGACAGCAAAACAAAGUGCCACGACCACGGCGUGUGCAACAACCUGGGCAACUGCCACUGCAACUUCGGCUGGCAGCCCCCCGACUGCCAGUGGAGGGGGUCACGCCGGGGGGGCAUCAGGGGCAGCGGCCUGCAGCUGGCAGAGGGAGGCCUGCAGCGAGUACUGGAGGAUGGUGAGAUGGCCUGGCUGGUGCUGGGCUCCAGCCUCGUCCUGCUGUUCCUCACGGCGGCCCUGGGGUUCGGCCUGUGGCGGCAGCAGGUGCCCGGCCAGCGCCAUGGGGAGCAGGCGCCGGGCACCGAGGGCAGCAGCCGGGACAUGGGCAGGGAGCUGGAGCCAGACCUGGAGCGAAAUCUGGAGCCAGGCCUGGAGGUAAAACGAGAACCAGACCUGGAGCUACAUCAGGAGCCAGAUGUGAAGAUAAGUGGGGAGCCAGGCCUGGAGCUACAUCAGGAGCCAGACCUGAAGGUAAAACGGGAGCUAGGCCUGGAGCUACAUCGGGAGCCAGGCCUGGUGGUAAAACGGGAGCCAGGCCUGGUGGUAAAAUGGGAGCCAGGCCUGGAGGUAAAACAGGAGCCAGGCCUGGAGAUAAAUCUGGAGCCAGACCUGGAGUUAAAAUGGGAGCCAGACCUGGAGCUGAAUCUGGAGCCAGACCUGGAGAUGAAUCUGGAGCCAGACCUGGAGCUACAUCAGGAGCCAGACCCAGAGCUGGCCCCGGAGCUGCAGACAGACGUACAGCUUGAUCCAGAGCUGGAGCUGAAGACAGACAUGGACCCACCAGCAGAGCCAGCACUGGGGCAGCACCACGAGCACUAAUUAAAGGUGUUGGACAAAGCUGCUGUCAUGGCCAGUGCCCCGUGGUUUUAUGCUUCCAUAGUUUGUUUUUUGUCAGAGUUAACCCUGCUCUUAGGGCCUAGGGGCCACAGCUGCUGAGAUUGUCCUCUUUUCUCUGUGGGCACACAGUGGUCGUUGGGAUUUACCCAUCUGUGAGGGCUGUGAAGCUGCCUGAUGCUGGGGGCUGUUCAGCAGGGCUGACUCUGGUGCUGUGGCUGCCUCUGAAGAUGGAGGAAUCCGGGCGUGUCCGGCCUUUCUUCUUCUUGGCCUCCAUGUUCUGCUGUGAUGGUGGCACUUUUAGAUUGGUUUAAGGUAGAAACUCACUAACAUAGGUGAUAGGUAUUGGGAAGUUAUGGUAAAUAAAGUACAGGUAGUUUUUAGUAUAAAAAGUUAACACCACCUCAAGGUUUGCCUCAACCUGACCUGCCACACAGACCACAGCAGGUCAGAGAAAGAAUGACAGAGAUAAGAAAUAAUAAAGAACCUUGAGAACGAGAACAGAGGAAUCCUGACUCCUUCUUCGACUGCUGGGCUGGGAAAAGGAGACUUGUACAUAUCUCAGAGUCCCUGUGACCAGCAGAGAUUCUGAGAACCUCCCACCCCAUGGGAGCCUGGCAGCCCUUUGCGGCAUUCCUGGGAGGAGUCAGCUUCCCCAGAGACAGGUGGCCCAAGGCUUUCCCAUCCAUGGGAACAG
Molecule: messenger RNA, 3139 nt
Organism: Serinus canaria (Common canary)
Lineage: Eukaryota; Metazoa; Chordata; Aves; Passeriformes; Fringillidae
Product: disintegrin and metalloproteinase domain-containing protein 2-like
Exons: 17
Coding region: 1-2427 (808 amino acids)
Biological process (GO): cell adhesion; proteolysis; binding of sperm to zona pellucida
Cellular component (GO): plasma membrane
Molecular function (GO): metalloendopeptidase activity
Source: RefSeq, a predicted model, not a curated record